Messenger RNA from Condylura cristata (star-nosed mole), 783 nucleotides. RefSeq names its product fibroblast growth factor 20 (gene FGF20). The record is from RefSeq and is a predicted model, not a curated record. The coding region runs from base 80 to 715 and encodes 211 amino acids. Gene Ontology annotation, molecular function: growth factor activity; fibroblast growth factor receptor binding. NCBI's taxonomy places the organism in Eukaryota, Metazoa, Chordata, Mammalia, Eulipotyphla, Talpidae. The transcript is spliced from 3 exons. Gene Ontology annotation, cellular component: cytoplasm. Gene Ontology annotation, biological process: fibroblast growth factor receptor signaling pathway; animal organ morphogenesis; positive regulation of protein phosphorylation.
CCCAUCUCUGCUACACUUUUUACCCGGGAGGGAGAGUCUUUUGUUAUACGGAUCGGCCACUUCUCCCGCAGGCCCAUCCAUGGCUCCUUUAGCCGAAGUCGGGGGCUUCCUGGGCGGCCUCGAGGGCUUGGGCCAUCAGGUGGGCUCGCACUUCCUGCUGCCUCCUGCCGGAGAGCGACCGCCUCUGCUGGGGGAGCGCCGGGGCGCGGCGGAGCGAGGCGCCCGCGGCGGGCCGGGGGCUGCGGAGCUGGCGCACCUGCACGGCAUUCUGCGCCGCCGGCAGCUCUACUGUCGCACCGGCUUCCACCUGCAGAUCCUGCCCGACGGCAGCGUGCAGGGCACCCGGCAGGACCACAGCCUCUUCGGUAUCCUGGAAUUCAUCAGUGUGGCGGUGGGUCUGGUCAGUAUUAGAGGUGUGGACAGUGGUCUUUAUCUUGGAAUGAACGACAAAGGAGAACUCUAUGGAUCAGAGAAACUGACUUCUGAAUGCAUCUUUAGGGAACAAUUUGAGGAAAAUUGGUAUAAUACAUAUUCAUCCAACAUAUAUAAACAUGGAGACACUGGGCGAAGAUAUUUUGUGGCACUUAACAAGGAUGGAACUCCAAGAGAUGGUGCCAGAUCUAAACGACAUCAGAAAUUUACGCAUUUCCUGCCUAGACCAGUGGACCCAGAGAGAGUUCCUGAAUUAUACAAGGACAUAUUGAUGUACAGUUGAACUGUAGUAUCUUCCCUGAAGGAUCAAAUCACAGCUCUUUUCCCUUAUCAUUGUUUCCAUCUCAAAAU